AACGCUGGUGCAAUAAAAAUCUUAAGAGGUCAUGGUAUUGUAAGGAAGCGUCCAUCCAGGUGUGUACGUUGAGGGGGAGGGGGCGGGGGGAGAGAGAGGGGUUAGGGAUACCUGGUGAUGGGUCUGGCUUGCAUAUAUGAGGUUGUUGAUAAUAUAAGGUGUAGGUGAGUCUUUAGUGCUCGGGUAUUAUGGCAAAAUUGAGGUUAGCAUAGGUGAGUAUCUGUGAGUGAUAAUGGUUGUAGCAUUUGAGCUGAUAUUGUCAUGAAGAAGGAAUAUCAGCAACAUAGAUAAUAAUAAUGACCCUAGUGUACGAAUCUGGUAGCAAUAUACCUAUAAGGUUUCUGACGGAUUUACGUGGUACAUGGUGUUGGUAUCUCCGUUGUAAAUGCAUUGUCAAGCUGGCUGGAAUUAACUAUUUGGCGCAAUAAGAAAGAACGCUUUAUGUGCUUUGAAGAUGGUGAAUAAAUAAGAAGACAAACAAAUGAGGGAAUAGAGUAACAUUUAUACCGUCAACGGAGAUUUUUAUUAGCAUUGAUUUUCUCCACUCUUGAUAAUCGUAUCAGAGAAUUAGCUUUUUUAAAUGCAAAU
Brugia malayi is the source of this 588-nucleotide messenger RNA. NCBI's taxonomy places the organism in Eukaryota, Metazoa, Nematoda, Chromadorea, Rhabditida, Onchocercidae. The record is from the annotation of a RefSeq genome assembly.